Messenger RNA from Centropristis striata (black sea bass), 10692 nucleotides. It is a transcript of the gene zfyve26, whose product is annotated as zinc finger, FYVE domain containing 26. Lineage: Eukaryota; Metazoa; Chordata; Actinopteri; Perciformes; Serranidae. Gene Ontology annotation, molecular function: phosphatidylinositol-3-phosphate binding; metal ion binding. The coding region runs from base 88 to 7869 and encodes 2593 amino acids. Gene Ontology annotation, biological process: regulation of cytokinesis; double-strand break repair via homologous recombination; mitotic cytokinesis. Gene Ontology annotation, cellular component: midbody; lysosomal membrane; centrosome. The record is from RefSeq and is a predicted model, not a curated record. The transcript has 42 exons.
CUCAAUCGUUCUCUUUGGCUGUAUGGAAGUAAAGGUACGAGUCCAGUUGUGACAGCUGAUCAGAAGAGUGUCACAGUGAAAGUGGCCAUGCAUCCCUUCGGCUGUGAGGCGGAGACGUCCCUUCAGGACCUGUUUGAGUACUUCAAGAGGUGCCUGCAGCAUGGAGAGUGGGAGCUGGCUAAUGCCUGCGUGCCACAGCUGGUUAACUCGACGGGAGGACUUUCAGAAAACCUCCAAGACAUAAUCAAAGCUAUUGUCUGCCAUCCGUACAGUUUAAAAUGGCAGACUGUGGGCAGUCCACACAAACUGGCUUGGUUUUGGCUUCAGGUUUUGGAGAAAUGGACAGAAGAGCAGGUUCCUCCCAACAUCAGAAGAGAGCUGGAGUUCCUGCUGCUCCUGGAAGAGCUGAGCUCAGAGGGCAUAGCAGAGACUGUUCUUAAGGAGUUGCAGCAUGCCUUCUUGGACACACAGUCUGAACAAAAGUCCCCAGAGAGUCCAAGGACAACAGAUGCUGCUGUUGAGUCUUGCUUGAGAACUUUAUUGGAGAAAAAGAAGCCCAGACUCGCCCAGACUUUAGCACAUUUCUUACAGGACCAGUCAUGCACAGAGGACCAAACUCUGCAGCACACAUUCAUCCAACACCUGAUGAAAGAACUGGGAAAACCGGAGAGAAGGCCGGAGAAGGUGGAGGAGUGGGUGGAGGAGAUAUACGCUGUGUUGUCUGUGAUGCCGUGGAGCUCUCACAGAGGCGGCGGGCAGCUGGAGGCGCUGUGUGAGGCGCUGUGGGCAGCAAGAGACGGGCCCCUGAGAGAGGAGAGGAUCCUGAGCUCGCUGCUCCGCCCUCGCUGUGACGCCCUCGUCUCUGUUUACUGUUCCACCGCUUUGAGACUUCAGAGGGAUCAUCUGCUGAGGAGCGCGCCUGAUACACAAGUGGAUCUUCCUGAAGCGGAGAAGCUGGCCCUCAGUUUAUGUUGCCAUCAGGAUCGUCCAUCAAUUUGGAAGACCAUUUAUUUUGAGUGCCUUAGUAGUGGAAAACAUUUUCUCGAGCAGGUCUUGAUUACUGCACUCGACCUUAUUAAACACGAGGAGUUUUCCCAGCUGAAAGACUUGCUCAAGCUGGAGUUUCAGCCCUUGUCUCGGCUGCUGUUGCUCCUGGGAUGGACUCAGUGUCGCAGCCUGAGCUCGGCUCAAACGCUGCUCAGCAUCCUUCACAGAGAGCAGGCACCAGCUAAUGACUCUGUUCUGCAAGAGUUUUCAAACCUUUUGUUCUCUCAGCUGGGAAUACUUGAAUGGUGUAAAAAUAACAACCCAGGGAUUUCCAUGGAGGCAUUGCUGGCUCAGCUUCACACUCUGGACAACCACUCUGCCCUCUACAUCCUGCACUCCCUGACGCCUUUGGCUCAGUUUGAGGAGCGCAAAAUACUGGAUCUGCUGCAGCAACUGCCAAAUUCACCAGGAACAGAAGACGCCGAAGUCGUCAGUAGUCUCAGCUCUGGUGUGCAGAGAAACAUGGUUUUGUUCCAGGGGUUCUGUGCCAUGAAGUAUGCCAUCUACGCUCUCUGUGUAAAUGCACAUAAAUAUUCAAAUUGCACCGAGUGUGAGUCCAUGCAGCUACAGCAGCAUCAGCUCUCUGAAGCAGAAAUGGACCAAAACCAAACCUCAACUUCCUCAGAAGGUUGCCAUUUUCUGUUCCAGCACUACCUGUCAGAGUGUCAGCUUUAUCUGGAGGCCGUGCCUGCCAUGUUCCGCCUGGAGCUCCUGGAGAACAUCUUCUCCCUCCUCUUCCUCUCCACCACUGACUUCGCCCAGCAGAUCCAAAAAGACUCGAUUCAGAAUAUGGGGAAUGCCACUCAGUCAGAGUGUUCAUCGAAUGCAAGAAACACAAAUGAAGAAUCUGGAACCAAAGGAAAAAGAGAUGAGACUGAGCAAGAGAACCAGAAGCUGCCUCCGGGUUCACCAACAGCAAGCCACCGCAGUCACCUGGAGCUGGGGCACUUUAUCCAGGGCUGCAGGGGGUUUCUGGCUGACGCGACGGCCAUGGCGGGUUUUCUGAAGCUGCUGAAAGAAGGGUUGGAUGGCAUGAAGGUGGAGGGCCUUCAGGAGGGACAGGAGGCGGGAACAGCCGAGGCGGCGGAGAACCUCGGCUGCUCACUGACGGCUGAGACAUUCGGGGCUCGUCUGCAGAGGUUGUCCAAACGCACUGCAGAGGCUCAGUGGAGGCUGCAGAUCAUCACCAGCAACCAGGGCAGUGGAAGUGGUUCAGAGAGUCCUCUCCCGAUGUCAGCGGUCAGCUGUGCUGUCACGCCUCUGGGACGCAGCAAGAGCUCGAGCCUGAGGAGAAGGAAGAGACCAGGGAGACACGCAAUAGAGAGACAAACCUCAGUGGAGAAACACAAUGGGGAAGUUAGCACGAGCACAUCAGAUGGUGGAGGAGGGGCAGGUUGUGUGGAGUUGGAGGUUUGCCCAUGUGGAGGUCCCCACAACUGGCUGGUCCCCGCCAUGUUGUCCCCUCCAGAGUCUCUACUCAUGUCCUGCAUCCGCAAGGGGAACUUCAUGGAGGCACAUCAGGUGUCUCAGGUGUUCAAUUUGGAGGCGUCCACCUGUUGUGGUGAGCUGGUGUUCAUGGAGCGCUACAAAGAAGUCCUGGUGGAGCUGGGAAAGGUGGAGCAGAAGAUGGAGAGCCAGUCUAUGUCUUCAUCCUCGUCCUCCUCAGAGGGUUUGGGAACAGCAGCUGUGUCCGGCCCCGGGCGGAGUCGGCUGGGCAGCAGCGGGCGAUCAACCCUGCAGGCCAUCGGAAGUGCUGCUGCUGCAGGUGUGGCUUUCUACUCCAUCUCAGACAUAGCAGACCGUCUCCUCAGCACCCCGGCUCAACCGAUGCCCUCGCUGGAGGAAGGCUAUUGGCUGAGCUGCUGCACUUCAGACCCGUCUGGCCUCCUUUACACACUGCUGGAGGAGCUCAGCCCAGCAGCCAUGGCUGCCUUUGACCUGGCCUGCUGCCACUGUCAGCUCUGGAAGACGUCCCGACAGUUGCUGGACACCGCAGAGCGCAGACUGAACAGCAGCCUGGAGGCUCGAGGAGUAAGAGUUGACUCUAAGGUGCCCCAUUCAGAGGGGAUCUGUGGCUUUCCCAUGGUGUUACAGCAGAUCAACAAGAUCCUGAAUCAUUCUAACACUAAGAGCUCUGUCAAAACAGAAGCUGUUGGGGAAGACCAAGUGUCCGCCAGCCCAUUUGGUUGCUGCAUCCAGGAAGUUCUCCUGUGUUGCCACCCAAUACUAAACGAAGAUGGCAUUGCUGCUCGGCUCAGUCGAGCUCAGCGUUUGGAGACCACACUGCAAAUCCUGAGCACUGCUACAGACGGCACAGAGGGCAGUGUUGGCAGCGCUCUGCUGACUCAGUUAGUUGAACAGGCCAGUCUGAAGCAGUCAGAGCUGGAUGCUCACCCCGUGCGCUCCAGCAUGAAGCAGCUUCUUCGUUCUCUGGAUCAGCUUUGCCCCUUCGAGCCAGACGGAGACCUUGCCAGACCAGAUUAUGUGCGCAGUUUCCUCGACUACGUAAACACACUAGCAUCUGUGUUAGUGCGCAGCCUCGGUUCAGAAGAUCAGAGCAGUGAAGUGAAGCUUGGGAAUCCACUGCUGGUUUUGCUUCAAUCUCCAUUUCAGCUUCUCUCCCACCUUCUGUUUGACAGACAGGUGUCUCCUGACAGAGUGCUGUCGUUGCUGCAGCAGGAAGGUCUGCGUCUGAGCGUCCAGCAGGUGAUUGUCCAGCGAUGCUGUGAGACUCUGCCUGUGUGGAUCUCCUGCCCAGGUCAUGACACCAAUCAGGCCAAGAAAGAUGACGGAGUCUUUGGUGUUGCCAGUUUGUCCGUCCUGCUCCAACAGCAUGCUCAGGAGCACAUGCCGACUCUGGGGAUCACCGAGUCUGAGUCUGAUGAGAGCUCUGAGUCUGAGUCCUCAGCGGAUGACCAGACUCCUACAGCCACCAACCUCUCCACCUCGCCACCAUCUAGUUCAUCCUCCUCGCCUUCUUCCUCAAGCUCUUUUCUCCUCACCCCAUCCGCGCUGUCUUUCCUAAAGUCUCGCUCCCCUUUACUGGCCACACUGGCGUGUCUGAGUGUCUGCAAAGGAGAAACUGCUCGGACGCAAUCCUCUGGAUGGUCCGGCUACUUCCGUAGCAGCCGUAAAGAGGCUGCACUGGAUGGAGAGCAGAUAUCUCGUGAAGCAGAUAACCUCCUGAAGGAGUUCCCUAUCCUCCGGGCUUACCUUCACACCAUGGCUGAACCCCUGCUGGGCACCCUGCUGAGUGAGGGGGAGGACGGUUCUGCUGGACUCGGGGCGGUUGUUUGUGGGAAACCUCUCGUCAGUCUCCUGCUGUCUGGGCCUCAAGAAGAAGUUUCCCAAGCUGUGGCUGCCGAGGCCUUUCAGAAGGCUCUUUCCUCCAGAGACCUGGGCCGAGCACUCAGUCUGCUGGAGCUGUAUGGGCAAGGCUGCAGCCAGGAGGGGGCGCUGAGGGACCGCCUGCUGGCCUGUGCUGCCUUGGAAGAUGGAGGUGAAGGUAUUGGUCAGCUCUUCCGCGUACAGGACGCUAACCUGCGGGCGCGUGUUGCUCUCCAGGCUCUGGAGCGCUGGCCUCUGUCCUCCUGCAUGGAGCUGCUCGAGUUCUGCCUCAACGACCCGAGCACAGAGACGUCUCUGAGAAAUGACCUCGAGCUCAAGAAGAAAGAACUGGACAUCUAUCACUGGAUGUUGAGUUUACAGCCUCCACUGCCCUGGGCAACUUGGCAGGAGCUGAGGACUGAGUCAAAGACUAACUCUGAGUCCAUGUUAUCUAUGAUGGUGGAGGCAAAAGAGUUUGCUCUCUGUGCAGAGUGGGUGGGGCUCUAUCCUGUAUCAGACCAGCUGAGACUGCAGCUACAGACUGAACAUCUGCUUCAUCUGCUGGAGAAAGGACAAACAGAUGAGGCUUUCCAGUUACUUGAAGGCCUCUCAGACUUUGUGGUUGGCUUGGACGUUUGUGAGCGUGCUCUGGACCGCCGCCCCGGAUUGGCUGCCUGUCACUUCCUGGCCGACUACCUCACUCUGCAUUUCCAGAGGGAGGUGUCUCCAGCACGCCGGCGUCACAUCCACGCCCUCCAUCUGGGCUCUAAGGUGUUGCUGACUCUGCCCCCAGCGGCCCGGCAGGAAUACUUCCCGCUGCUGUCGGAGCCCCUGUUGAUGCUCGAGCAGCUGUUGAUGAACCUGAAGGUGGACUGGGCAGAUGUGGCUGUGCGAUCACUGCGGCGCCUCCUGGUUGGUCAGGAAGCCGGCUUCGGUGCUGAGGACAUCGAUAAGCUUCUGGCAGACUACGCCUGCAAGGCCCUCGACUUCUCCUGCGCCCCCAGAGAGCGAUCUCGUUCAGACUCUGUAAUCAGCCUCCAGGAUGCCCUGAUGCAGUGUCCCGCUCAAGACAGCAGCUCUCUGUCAUCCAAUCGAAUGGAGUCUCCAGCAUCCUCUGGAGGCAGCACCCCGACACACACGUCCUCCUCAAACAGCACAGACCGGGAGAAGGAUCGAAGCUCCGCAGGGAGAAAACGGCGCUCGGCUGCCAAGUUCCAGCCUCCAGACCAACCGCCGGCCCGCAAAGACUGGGUCCCUGACACCAAGCAGCUCAUGUGCAUGGUCUGCAAGCGUGAGAGGUUCACAAUGUUCAACAGACGGCAUCAUUGUCGGAGAUGUGGCCGUCUGGUUUGUCACGCGUGUUCAGAGCAUAAGAUGCCUGUUGAGGGCUGCCCAGGAGAUGAAGUCAGAGUCUGCGACCAGUGUUACGCAUACUUUCACCCAGACUCUGACGACGAGCUGGAACCAGCUGAAGUGGCUGGAAGCCCCGUCAUCACACAGGAAGCUCUCGAUGGGAUGCUGCAUCUGCCUGAAGUGAUCCAACGACAGAUCGAACUCAGCACAAACUCUGCAGAGAACCAGCUGCUGCGGAGCGAAUUCUACUAUGAACAGGCUCCCAGUGCGUACCUCUGCGUGGCGAUUUUGUCUCUGCACAGUGACCAGACGGCCUGUGGUCAUCAGCUCAUCAGUCACUGCCGAUCUCUGUCUCGUAAACUGACCAAUCCAGAGGUGGACGCCUGCCUCCUCACAGAUAUCAUGCGGCAGCUGCUCUUCAGCGCUAAAUUGAUGUUUGUUAAGGUUGGCCGCAACCAGGACCUCGCCUUAUGUGACAGUUACAUCAGCAAAGUGGAUGUGCUCAAGAUUCUAGUGACGGCCAAUUACAAAUAUAUUCCUUCUCUGGAUGACAUUCUGGAGACUGCUGCUGUUACACGUCUCCGAAACCAGCUGUUGGAAGCAGAGCACUACCAGCUGGCAGUGGAGGUGUCUACCAAGAGUGGCCUGGACCCUAGUGGCGUGUGGCAGGCAUGGGGGAUUGCAUCUGUCAAGGCGGGAAACCUUUCAGGGGCGAGGGAGAAGUUUGCACGCUUCCUGAAGCCUCCAGUGGACCGCAACCAGCUCAACCUGGGUUCCUUACUGCUGCAGGAGGUCGUUCAGCACCUGGAGUCCACUGUACAACCAACUCAUGCCCUGUCUCGUGGUGAGGACAUCUUGGCGUCCCUGUGGGAGCUGGAGGAGGCCUUGUGUGAGGCCGGUCCUGUGGAUCGACCAGAGGGACAGACGCAGAGCAGCAACCUCCACCAGGAGUGUCUCUACUACCUGAACACAUACGGCACUCACCUGGCACUCAUCAGCUUCUAUAUGCGUCACGACUGCAUGACGGAGGCUCUGACAUACCUGCUCAACAGGGAGUGUCCAGAUGAUGUUUUUCUGGAGGGUGUGUUGCAGCCCAGUCUGGAGAGGGGGCGCCUUGGCACGCUGCAGGCCAUCAUGGAAAAGCUUGACCCCGGCCUGGAGGCAUGCAGCCGCUACCUCAUCGCCUCCUGCCAGUUCCUUCAGCGACGAGGAUGCUUCAACACUCUCUACCAGAUCCAGCAGUUCAUGAUGGACCAUGUGCGAGCUGCCAUGACCUGCAUCCGGUUCUUCACUUACAGAGCCAGUUCGUACCUGCAGCUGGGAGAACAGAAGCACUGGUUGGGUAAAGCCAAAGAGCACCUAAAGACAUACCUGCAGGAGCAGCAAGGCCGGGGCUCUGGGAGAAGAAGGUCUCAGGUCAACUCCUUCAGGAAGAUGAUGUCGCCCAGUGACGUGUCUAGGCAUAUGAACACAAUUGAGCUUCAGCUGGAGGUGACCCGUUUCCUGUACCGCUGUGAGGCGGCGACCUCCUCCAAGACGCCACAGACCAGCACACCUUCCUCCAAGUCCCCUGGAUCCAGCUCACCACCUACACUGUUUGGAGGAAGCCCAAUGAAAGUUGAGGUUGCCUGCAAGGUGAUGCUUGGAGGAAAAAACAUAGAAGAAGGUUUUGGCAUUGCAUAUAGAGUCAUACAGGACUUCCAGCUGGAGGCUCAGGCGGUCUACGAGCGUGCCGGCCAGAGGCUCGUCCGACAGAGGCAGUAUGGAGCCGUACGGCAGCUGCUGAAAUGUGUCGGUGAAUCGGGCACCGCCACCAAAAACGACUGUGAUGCCCUCAUCCUCAGCUGUGUCUCCAUUGCAGAUAAGGGACCAGCCGAUGCCAAGGAGCUGGAAAGUCUCAUUCUGGAGACGAAGAGCACAGAAACCAAGAUCAAAGCCUACCUGCUAUGCAGAAAACUGCGACCAGCGUACCUGCUGGCGGUGAAGCUGGAGCCGAGCCGAGCGGGCCCGUUGGUCCAGGACGUCCUUCAGGCGGCCGAAGCAGCGCAGGAUUCAGUGAUGCAGAAUAUCUGUAGCCAGUGGCUGUCUGAACACAACAGCAAAUCAUCUCAGCAGCGUCAGGGCCGACCCAAUGCCAGGUAAAGGCAGUCAGCCUAACAAGGGAUCACACGAACUGCACUUGAUAACAAAUGAGCCACUAUGAAGUGUGAAUAACAGGAUCCAGGGUUUCUAACACAGUUGAAGAAAUGUUGAUGAUUAGUCAGCUUUCAGAUAGACUGCACAUUGUAUGCUACAGGAGAGUAGCAAGCAGCUGUUGCACAUGUUACAUGUUGUGUGGUCUGCAGCUGCAGAUCAUUAUAACGAUAAUUAUAAAACACUUUUCAUGCCCUUAAAGUCCCAUACUAUCACUCAACAGGGUUAAAAUUAUUAGAAUGAAGUUUUGCAAACCUGCAAAAGUUUAAGGGGAUAGUUUGUAUUUUUGAAGUGGGAUUGUAUGAGGUUCUUAUCCACAAUCGGUGUAUUACCUACAGUAGAUGGCAGUUUGGAGAAUCAGGCAGGAGCACUGACACAGAAGUUAAGCCACCUAAAAAAUACCAAUAUCAAAUUAAGUGUAGGCUAUAUGUUGAAUAUUUUUGUACUGCUUUAUGUUGCUGUCAGACAGCUGUUACUGACAGGGAACUGAAGCUUUAAUCUAGGCGCUCUUCAAAGCCACCGGAAGUAAUUUUACCUCACAGAACAGAGGAGUUUCUGGUCUUUCAUUCAGGGUUCGUACGGGUGUUUGAAAUCCUUGAAAAUGCUUGAAUUUAAAUGUUAUAUUUGCAAGGUUUAAAAAGUGCUUGGAUUUUGGAUGAAGUGCUUGUAAAUGCUUGAAAUUCUUACUGGAUUUCUCUUGCAAUCUGACUAUAUCUAUCGACUAUAGAUGAUCACAUGUUCAAUGUAAAAAAUAAUGAGUAGCCUAUCUGAAAUGAAGACCGUUCCUUCUAAAAGUGUAGUACCAUCGCUGUUGGUAUGGCUCAGUGAAAUCUCCCCUUUUAGUAUGUAAGUACUCAUCUAAAACAUGCAAUUUAUAACCGGUGAAAGAUACUUGAAAAGCUUGAAAAUGGACCUUGAAAAUCCUUGAAAAAUGCUUGUGUACGAACCCUGUUCAUUAGCUUAAUCGGUUUGUUUGUUUGCGUUUUUUGUGUGAAUUUGGUGUUUUAAAGGCUUAGUUCUGAUUAACCAAAGUCAUACAAUAACACAAAAACUAACCAAGCCUUUUAUCAGGUAGCUUUGCUGCCGUACAUUGUUUAGCUUUCUAAUGGUACUCUUGCCUGUUUCUCCAAACCCGGGCUGUGCCGACCGCCACCUACUGUAGGUAACACACUGACUAUGGAUAGGUACUUCAUAGAACCACACUAAACAAAAUCCAAACGUUCCCAAUCAAUUUCCACCUUUCUGCAGUAUGUAAUCUGGGACCCUGUGAAAUGACUGUUUGGUUUGGUUACAUGUGAAACAAGCAAAGUUCUGACCACACAUGUCAUUGAUACUUGGUGAGAUCAGACGGACAAGAAGCCUUCAACCAGAGAGAGCAGUGACUCUGUUCAGCCUGGUGUUAAGUUACUGUUUAGGUGGAAACAUCUUGAAACCCUGACGAUCACUUUCUCUUUCUGUUUGUUCAGCCUUCUGUCUGAAAAACUAACAAAUCACCGCCGUGCUUUAUUUCCAUCCUGGAGAUAUUUUGCUGUUAUCUCUCAUCUGUACAGUAUUUGAGAGGGAACAAUGUUACUACAACAACUAUUACAGAACAAAAUUGCUAACUGCAAUGUUAACCGUCGUUUUUACACAAUAUAAACAUAUCUAUAAUUCAGUAUUUGACUUACAUUAAUCUCCUACCUCAGCCAAAAGGGAAAAUAUUGUUAACUGACCAGAGGGCCUCUGACAUGUCACCUGUCCUUUUUUUUUUUUCUUUUCAUUUUUAUGUGCUUGUUGUUCCUCUGUUUGAAUUUACUCUGAUGUAAAUGUCCUCCGCCAAUAACGGUACAUGUUCAAUCCUCAAAGAAACUGAAAAAUCUUGUAUUUGUUAUCCCGAUGAAGCCGUUUACCUGUUUUAAAUUAUGUCGUAUAGCACAUUUUAUGGCCAGCUUUCAGUGUAUAUUUCCCUUUUGGUAAGGGAAAUUAAUAUCAAACACAAUUUGAUGCAUUUUAGGGCAUUGUUGAGAAAUUUACAAGAAAGUUUAAGGUUGGAUAAAGAAAGGGACCGACUUAUAGAUCAUGUUUUUGUUCAAGUUGAAAUAAUGCAGAAUAUCAACUCUAGAGUCAUUAGUUUCAUCUCGUUUCUAUGUCUCAUCUUCUGUCACUAAUUUUAAAUCAUGCUUCUCACUUUCUUCACAUUUAAGACCAAUAUCUAUCUGAAAUGUAUAAAUACACAAUGAUUAACUUACACACAAAAUCAGUCAAAUAAUAUUUAAAAAAGGGAUAUUACUUUUGCCAUAUUGAUGUUUCAUUUUGUUUUUGCCUUUUUUUUUCACAAAGAUGCACCCUUUGUUUACUUGACAAUCACCUUUGUUGCUGAAGCUGCCUUUUCAAGGAUGAUGUGUACUUCAGAGCCACUCUGAUUACAUAGUCAAGGUCUGUCUUUGUUUAGAGGAGUUGCUGUGUUGUCCUUUUGUCUUGCUUCCCUCUGCUGCACUAGUCUGAAGACAGAGACUGACGGAUCUCCCUGUGAUAUAAGUGUCGAUCGGCAGGAGAUGAAAAGAAGCCAGUGUAGACAUUCUUGCACUCUAAUCCUCCUUAACUCGGACUGUUGUCUCAUCACUGCCGCACUUUAUACCUACUGAGUUUCAAAAAAUAAAAUUCUUUUGGUAAAAAUUGUAAAAUAUGUAACUGCUUUGAUGAUGCAGGGACUAAUGAUUUUGAAGUGUAAUUGAUUUCUUCAUCCCCUGUAAAAUAAAAUGAGCAAAUAAUAAAAAAUGUAAUAUACAAAAA